Sturnus vulgaris (Common starling) is the source of this 4618-nucleotide messenger RNA. Lineage: Eukaryota; Metazoa; Chordata; Aves; Passeriformes; Sturnidae. The record is from RefSeq and is a predicted model, not a curated record.
AUGGAAAAUGGUGGGGAUUUAAUACUUGUGCACAAUGCAUGCAAAGACAAAUCUUACAAGGGGAAAUCCUCUCUGCAGUUUAGCCAGAGUCUAUAUGACUAUUUUUCUUCACUGGAAUAUAUUUUGAAAUCUCAGCUUCUCCAUGCUUCCUGCACAACACGUGGACAAUUUCCCUCUUUUAAAUAUUUCUCCUCAUGCCAUGUUAUUUUUGUAUUUCAUUCUUCAUUUGGAAGGACUGCAGUGGAUUCUUGCAGUUCUCUGACAGCAUCUGCUAGUCUAAGGAAUCCAGAGGGUAAAGGAAAAAAGAGAAAUCCUCUUCACGACUACAAAAAAACAGGAGAGUUGGUGCUCAUUAAAGUAAACAAAACACUGGAAGUAAAAACGAAGCUGUUAAAUACCACAGAGCAAUGUGCAAAGAGAUGCAGCCGGAGCAAGGGCCUUUCCUUCACUUGCAAGGCCUUUGCUUAUGACAGAGUUACAAAACGGUGCCAUUGGUUAUCCUUCAACAGCUUGACAAAUGGUGUGAGAAAGAAGCAAGACCAUGCGUUUGAUCUGUAUGAAAAGAAGGAUUAUGUCAGAAAUUGUAUCAUUGGAAAAGGAGCAGACUAUAAAGGAACAAUAUCUGUUACCAAAAGUGGUAUCCCGUGUCAGGCCUGGAAUUCAAUGAUCCCCCAUGAGCACAGCUUUUUGCCUUCGAGCUAUCGGGGAAAAGACCUGAGGGAAAACUACUGUCGAAACCCCCGAGGGGAAGAGGGAGGUCCCUGGUGUUUCACCACCAGCCCAGAGAUGCGCCACGAAGUUUGUGACAUCCCCCUCUGCUCAGAAGUUGAAUGCAUGACCUGCAAUGGAGAGAGUUAUAGAGGGCCAAUGGAUCACACCGAGACAGGCAAGGAGUGUCAGCGCUGGGAUCUUCAGAGACCACACAAGCACAAAUUUCGUCCAGAGAGAUAUCCUGACAAGGGCUUUGAUGAUAAUUACUGCCGCAAUCCUGAUGGCAAGCUGAGACCAUGGUGCUACACUCUUGACCCUAACACCCCCUGGGAGUUCUGUGCAAUUAAAAUGUGUGAGGAAGGCGUCGUGAACGGCACCGAGGCGGCGGCUGCGACCACGGCGUGCGUCCGGGGCCAGGGCGAGGGCUACCGCGGCACGGCCAGCACCAUCUGGAGUGGCAUCCAGUGCCAGAGGUGGGACUCGCAGUUUCCUCACCAGCACAACAUCACUCCUGAGAACUUCAAAUGCAAGGAUUUGAGGGAGAACUACUGCCGAAAUCCAGAUGGAUCUGAAUCACCCUGGUGCUUUACCACUGACCCAAACAUCCGUAUUGGUUAUUGCUCCCAGAUUCCUAAGUGUGAUGUAUCAAAUGAACAAGAUUGUUAUCGUGGCAAUGGCAAGAGUUACAUGGGAAAUCUAUCCAAGACAAGAUUUGGGCUAACUUGCUCCACAUGGGACAAAAACAUUGAAGACUUACGUAGGCAUAUACAAAUAUUCAGAGAACCAGAUGUUAGUAAACUGAAGAAAAACUAUUGCCGCAAUCCAGAUGAUGAUUUUCAUGGUCCCUGGUGUUACACAGAUGAUCCUCUUGUUCCCUGGGAUUACUGCCCUAUUUCUCGAUGUGAAGGUGAUACAACUCCUACUACAACCAGCUUGGAUGAUACUGCCAUUCCUUGUGCCUCAACAAAACAUUUGAGAGUUGUAAAUGGAAUCCCAACACAAACUAACGAAGGAUGGGUGGUUAGUUUGACAUACAGGAAUAAGCAUAUCUGUGGUGGUACUUUGAUAAAAGAAGAGUGGGUUCUUACAGCAAGGCAGUGUUUCCCUUCUCGGUACAAAGAUUUGAAAGACUACAAAGCCUUGCUUGGAGUCCAUAAUAUCCAAGGAAAGGGAGAGGAGAAGCGUAGACAAGUCCGAAAUAUCUCCCAGUUGGUAUAUGGCCCCCCAGGGUCAGAUUUGGUCUUGCUGAAACUUAGCAGACCUGCUAUAUUGACAAAUUUUGUAGAAAUAAUCCGCUUGCCCAUUUCUGGAUGUACCAUUCCAGAGAAGACCAGCUGCAGUGUUUAUGGAUGGGGAUACACUGGAUUAGUUAACUAUGAUGGCCUUCUCCAAGUAGCAAACCUGUUUAUUUUGGGAAAUGAGAAAUGCAACCAAUAUCUCAAAGGGAAGAUUACUGUGAAUGAGUCUGAAAUCUGUGCUGUGGCUGAAACCAUGGGUGCUGGGCCUUGUGAGCGAGACUAUGGUGGUCCUUUGGUUUGUGAACAAAACAGGCUGAAGAUAGUAAUUGGUGUCAUUGUUCCUGGCCGUGGAUGUGCCAUUCGAAAUCGUCCUGGGAUUUUUGUUCGGGUCUCAUAUUAUUCCCGGUGGAUACACAAGAUUAUGAUGACCUACAGAAAACCCUGAAAAAGUCAACAAUUUCUACUGAAAGAUUUUGGACAGCAUGUAAUUAAUGUGUAAUGUAAAGAUCAACAAUUUUUAAAGUACUUGAUAGUCAAGUUUGUUGAGCUUCUUUUAAUAUUUAUGGGUGUUUUUGGUGUUUUUUGUCUAUCAGUGUUGUUUUAUAAAUGUUGGAGCGACUUACAGUAUAUGCAAGUAUGGUGACAUAUCUCCUGAAGAUACUUGAAUGGAUAAACAAUUUUGCAAAGACAUUACUGGAUGAUAAAUGGUUUUGUAGAAAUAGAUCAUAUGACCUCCUUAAUGCUGCUCUUCAGAUUAUCUUAGAAGGAGAAACAAAUCAUAGUUCUACUUAACACAUCUUAUUCUUUCUAUGAGCCAUAUAUUUCUCUUCAUAUAUAACAAAAGCCCUACUGAGAGAUAUAUGCAUCUGUCAAGGACAGCAUUUAUGAUCAUAUUUUUCUUUCCCCCUUAUAAGAGGUCAAAGAUUUCAGUAUUUUAUUAAAAAUAAUAGCUUUAGUAAAUAGUCUUUUCAUUAUUGAUGGACUUUGACAAGCCUGCCAUAAGCAGAGUUCUCAUAGAAGUCACUACUCCUUUCUUUUACACAGCUUACAGACUCUAGUUCUGCACUUGGUUUCUUCACUGUUUAUGUGGUCCUCUAACAGAUAUCUCAGGCCCCAUUUUGGUUAGCAAACUAUUGAUAAUUUCUUUAAAGUUUGACCCAGAAAUAAUUGUGGAUUUUCAAUGCUAAAGACAGCAUCUCGUAUGGUUUGAAAAAGUAAUCUUCAUUAGUUAUUGGAAGACUUUGGGCGUUAAAAGAAAUUAAAAUCAAAUAUGCCCAAAUCUUCUAAACAAACAGUUGGUUCUAGUUACCUCGUGAAACUCUGCAUUUACAGCAAGAAAAAGAACAGUUGAAUCUAGCUGAGAGACUUAAGACUGGGAAAAGUAAGUUAAACAUUAAUGGGUUUUCAGAGACUUGAGAACUUUAAUAAAACCUUAACUAGAUUUGGAUAAAAUUAUAUCCUUUGUAUAUUUCCUUUCAGGAUAAUAAAACAAUUGUAGAGAUUGAUAUGAUCUUGUAUUUAAUAUGGACAACAUCACUGAUAGUUUAGUUGCUCAUUUCCUGCCUAUAUAUAGGACAAUCAUUUUCUUUUAUGCUGAUAGGGAAAGGGAACAAAAAAUCAUCAUCUAUGAAACAUGCUUGUUCUAUGUAGGCAUUUAGUUUUAUGUCUGGAAGUAUUGUACAAAUAUGUUGUUGUAAGUGGCACUGAUUACCCUUUAAUUUCUGGAAAAUUGAUAUGACAUAUAUCCAAUUGUUAGUUUUACUACUGUACAUGUAAUUGCAUAAGUAACAGCACUGUUACUUCACUUGCGACUGUGUAAAUUGUAAAUGUUUCCAGUAGUAUUUGGUCUGUGUUUCAUAUCUAACUGCACAGCCACAAGGCUGACACCAUGGUGUAGACCUACAAAAGGACAUUUCAGGCAGAAGAUGCAGGGUCGAAUCCUGCCCUGUCAGAAAGCAACCACUUCAGGGGAGAUGUCUUGGGAGACAGGCCUUGUCUUGACUCACCAAAUUUCCUUCAGCAGUGCACUUUGACUUCAGUGGGACUCGAGUAUGCUUACAUCUGGUGAGCUGGGAUGAGUUUCAGCCCAUGCCUAAGUGGUUUGGCUUGCUGAGAUUUGUGUCACAUAUCCAGCGGACUCUACUGGCACAUAGGAAGAAGUGUUUCAGCAAGCAGAGCUUCUGAAAUUCCUCCUGAUGUAAAUAGCCUCUUUGGACAAGAUGUGACUUCUCUGUACAGCAGAUUCAAGGUUGUGGAUGCUAUGCAGACAGUCUGUCUCAAUCUAUUCUGGCCACCUCUGAAGGCUUCAUGCUCCCUUUGACCUCUCUUACUUACCAGGCCUAAAAGAGGGCAGGAUUUAGCCUGUUGUAUUUACACAAUUAUUGUCACGUAGGUGAAGAGUGCAUUCAUACUAAGUAUAUACUGACCAUAUCUUAUUGAAAGGAUUACAUUUUUAAGAAAGACUUUUAAAAAACUCCAAGUGAGUUUUGUUCUCAGCCACAAGUAGAAUGUGGAUAAAAUAUACAAUUCCAUGUUCACUCUUUGUAUUCUAAGAAUUGUAAUGUGCUUACUGUAUUAUAUUUGCAGGAAUUUUGUUAUGUCUAUCUAAAAAAUUUGAAUCCUAAAAUAUUUUAGUUAUAAGCUUCUGCUGUGCAGAAGGCUGUGAUUUU